Messenger RNA from Dibothriocephalus latus, 393 nucleotides. The record is from the annotation of a GenBank genome assembly. Lineage: Eukaryota; Metazoa; Platyhelminthes; Cestoda; Diphyllobothriidea; Diphyllobothriidae.
AUGACAACUUUCGAGUCGAUUGAGUCAUUGAAGGAGAGCAUAAAAGCGCAAAAGCAGCUCCUGGAGACAACCGAUUUAUCAAUUAGAAAAAUUACCGGACGUGUGCUCGGCGAGGAAGGGCGCAAUUUUCCUGAAAAUGUCGCCAAGUUUCCGUCUAAACGACCGUCUUUUUCAGGACCUCUUAUGGUUCAGUCAAGAGUUACUGAACCUGCGUAUUCUGCCCCCAAGAGGUCUCUUGCAGACCGCCAAGAGGAGGAUCUUAAUGUUUCCCUACCUUCCUCCGUUGUUCGAGUGAGUGAAAAACGAUCUCGAACUGAUGCUAUGAAAGAAUUGAAGUCUUCAGACCGUGAGCGCAGUGUCCUACAGUCGGACUAUCACAUGUUGCUUAUCUAA